AUGUGGUCAAACUAUGGACAUGGAACCCAAUCAAGGACUCGGACAUGUACUAAUCCAGCUCCAAAAUAUGGAGAUAAAUGUCAAGAUAUUCUACGUAGUGUUAACAAAGGACUGUCAACUGGAACUAUUCGAGGCCAACUGAAUAAUCAGAACAUUGGAACCAUUCAUCUUGAUGCUAAUCUGUCCACUUCUGCUUCAAAUAUUUCUACUAAUUACGAAUUCCAUUUAAGUGAUGUACCAAUAGAACGUAGUCAAUGUUCACAAACUUUAACUGAAAUUUUUCUUCCUGGCACUGGGUAUGCAGCAAAAGAGGUAUCUGGUGCGUCUAGUGGUCAUACAAUUAUGGAUACAUUGAACGGAAUCACAUGGGAAUCAGUUGGUCAGUUUGCUGAUGGCAGUACAAUGCAAAUGAGCCAAAGCGUAUUACGAUCAAAUGAUUCAGUUGUGUCACCUUCAAAUAAAUCCAUUGUUCAUCUGACAACGGAUAUUUAUUUAUCUGGAUUUGUACAUCGUCUUUAA
Molecule: messenger RNA, 519 nt
Organism: Schistosoma bovis
Lineage: Eukaryota; Metazoa; Platyhelminthes; Trematoda; Strigeidida; Schistosomatidae
Source: the annotation of a GenBank genome assembly